AUGCCAACCCUUCGACUGGCGCACUAUUUGGUGGCUGCGGCAGUGACAGCUGCUGCAGCCGCCAGCUUUCAGCAAGGCCCUUCGAGGUAUCCUGAUCGCCGCGAUGUCAAUGGGACGUACCCGAGGUAUCGCGUGUCACCCAUCGACGGUUCCAAGAUCGCGCUGCCGACUCAAGAUCAGCUAGAUUUUCAAGACAAAGAGAUCGGCAUGCUCAUCCACUUCGAGGUAGCAACUUACCUUAACAUCGACGGAUGCAAUGGCGUCCCCGGGCUGGUACCGAGUCCUUCUCUCUUCGAUCCAACCUUGCUCAACACAGACCAAUGGAUGGACAGCAUCGCUGCCGUCGGAGCUGCAUAUGCCACGCUGGUAGCUAAACAUAACUGCGGAUUCACGACGUGGCCAAGUGCAGUGUCCUUCGAAACCAGAGACAACACCACAAGCAGGUAUAAUUACACGGUCGCGGACUCACCAAUCAGCGGAACGGAUGUCGUCAAACAAUUUUCAGAGUCAGCAACGAAACAUGGUCUUGGACACGGAUUCUACUACAGCACUGUCGUGAACAACUUUCUCAACGUCCAAAACUCGCUCGUCAAUGUCACAUGGUCCCCCGGCGAGAUCCGAAUCACAAAUGAGACGUACGAUGAGAUAGUGAUUGCCCAGUUGACCGAGUUGUGGACAAACUAUGGAUCUCUGACUGAGCUUUGGUUCGACGGUGGCUAUAGCGCGAGUCAAAUGACGAAGAUCGAGGAACUCCUCCAGGAGCUCCAACCUCAAGCCUGCAUCUUCAAUUCAUGCGACACAGAGGGCAGUUGUAUCUCCGCCAACGCAAUCAGGUGGAUAGGCACUGAAUCAGGGUUGCCAAACCAGGAGAUAUGGUCAACCGGAGUCACCAACGACGGAGGAGAUCCGUCAAGCGAAUACUUUGCGCCGGCGGAAUGUGACACAACCCUGCAGACGGGUGACCGGUGGUUCUGGGGGGAGGACCAGCCGCUCCGGUCUAUUGAUGAGAUGAUCGACGUCUACCAUCAAACCGUUGGCCGCAACUGUAUCCUUGAGCUGGACCUCGCGCCUGAUCGAAGCGGCCUCGUCCCAGCCCGGCAUGCGGCACGGUACAAGGAGCUUGGAGACUUCAUCCACUCGUGCUAUGGGAGCCCUGUCGAGGCUACGAACUCGACGACCGCGACCAGUGUGGCACUAUCUUUCGAACACCCUACGUCUAUCGACAGGAUUGUUCUCAUGGAGGACCAGGCCGAUGGACAGGUCAUCCGAGCUUAUGAGGUGUACGCGAAGGUCCUGGACGCCGAGGAGAUGAACGGGACACUGGACGUACCUUGGAGUCUUGUCUCGAAUGGAAGCAGCAUCGGGCAUAAGAGGAUUGACUUGUUCCCCGAGGCUAUCACAGUGACGGAUGUUCUGGUCAACGCUACCAAGUACGUGGAUGAACCGAAGUGGCGGUCGGUGAACGUCCACUUGUGUGAUUAG
Messenger RNA from Diaporthe citri, 1482 nucleotides. RefSeq lists its product as uncharacterized. NCBI's taxonomy places the organism in Eukaryota, Fungi, Ascomycota, Sordariomycetes, Diaporthales, Diaporthaceae. The coding region runs from base 1 to 1482 and encodes 493 amino acids. Gene Ontology annotation, biological process: glycoside catabolic process; fucose metabolic process. Gene Ontology annotation, molecular function: alpha-L-fucosidase activity. The record is from RefSeq and is a predicted model, not a curated record. The transcript has 2 exons. Gene Ontology annotation, cellular component: lysosome.